GUUUAAUGAAACCUUGAAGACUUUCCGUAGCAGCGUAACAUCCGACGAACAGAGACGCGCUCUCAGAAACGUCCAGAACUGUACAAAAGUUUCCUCAGGGCCUAUUUGCUGCCUUUGUCGACUGUUUGGAGGUCACUUCUUGCACGCUGCUCGUUGACUGGCCCUCCUGCUGGCUGAUCUGAACUUUGCAACAUCCUCGGCCUGCCGUGUCAUCUGCACUGCUGUUUCCAGGAAUUUAAAGACCCUCAAGCUCCAAACAGAGCCUUGAACCACAGCACCAAUGAAAAAAAGAAGUCUGCCAACAGCAUAAAGGAAAUGGAUAAGAAUCAACAAAAUCUUCAGGAACAGUUAGGAAAUUCUUGUCCAAAAAAGCCUGCUAGAUUUGUGUCUGAAGACUUUAGGAAACAACACACUGAUGACAUUGAGGGUUUCGCUUCAAGUUUUUUUCCUAAUGAUAAAGACGAUAAAGUAUUCAUAGUAAAAUAUAAAGAUGUUUAUAAGUGUCCAGAUAUGUACAAGCAUAUCAUUAUAUAUGGUUUACAAUUAGAAUGGGGGGGUAAAGACUACAUCUGGAAAGAAUUUAAGUUACUUUCCCAAGAGGAUGAUAUUAAUUUUGUUUUAGUCAACUGCUAUAUACUUCAGAGUAGUGACGACAUCCUGAAUUUGAUCAAACACUAUGCAAGUGUUGGUGAAAAGGAUCCCAAAUACAUCAUGAUAAACAGCUGGAUUUAUAAACUGUAUCCAAAGAAACUUUAUGUAUUUCUUGUAGGAAAACAGCUCAAUAGAACAGAAAAGGCAGAUGAAAUCAGAUCAGUUAUUGAAGGUCAGUACAAGAAGCACAUAUACGAAGACAUUCAAGAAGGAAUCAGGAGCUGUAGAAAGAAUAAUAAGGAUUUGAAUGAUCUGUGUGAUGAGUACGCUCACUACAAAAGAGAUACUUUACAGGGCAUCUAUACACACGGACGUUUAGAUCCCUGUAAAGAAGCUUGGUUUACUACAUACUUUAUAGCAACAAUGAUUUCAGAGUCUAUAAGAAACUUUAGGUCCUUUAUCACCACACUAAUGAUUUUAGAUAUGAGUCUCAGCCAAAAUCCUGAAUUUCUUUUAGAGAAGCUUCCAAUGGCGAGAGGGGGAAGCUGGAUAAACUCAGAUAAACGGGGAUUUUAUGGGGCAAGCACUCCAGUCCAUGGGAAAAAAACAAGACUUAAAAAGCUAAUAGAGGAUGAAGAAGAAAUCUUUAAAAAAUGGCUUUUACACAGAAAUAAAUCAGAGAUUGAUACCGAAACGAUUAAACGUCUCCUCGAGUUGGUGUACGGUAAACUCCGACUCCGUACUGAUCCUUCACUUCUAGAAACCUUCAUCACAAAUUAUGUACAUUUUAAAAAGGAAAUAAAAUCUAAAAUUCCCCCUGAAUUACUGAGAGGGUCACAUGGUAGACAGAUUUCUCUACAGAAUUUUAAUUUAAGUUGUUUAUCAUCUUUAAUCAGUCCGACCACAAUUAGACCAAAAUUAAUCACUCAUUACCCCAUGGAUCCUUCUCUAUGUCAGUCAUGUGCAAUUAUUCAUCAGAAAACAUUCAGAAUCUAAAUUUGUAUUUAUAUGGUUAUGAUUUGGACUGGUGUGGGGAUGAGAGCCACUCACCUCUGAAGACAUCAGUCCAGACAUCCAACUCCAACAUCUCUAUAAACCCAGAUGUUCUGUCCUCAGUAAACAUGUGGAUUCUGUUUCACCAACACUUCAGUACAGACCCUGUAGAUUUCAGCUCAGGUCUUUGGAAGAAGAACAGAACACUUCACUUUACAAACCUGCUGAAGGUUGAAGCGUUAAUCUGUUUACAUUUAAAUUCUUUCUUCUCUAAAUUUAUCCAAAUGAAAGUCCACGUCUAUAUAGACUAUGCUGUAAAACAGCAUCACCUAAAUUUCCUCUUUCUCCCAUCAGAAAGUCUCUUAGAAAAAUUACUGAAGAGUCCACACAGAUUCUUUAUAUCUAAUGCAACACAUAAAAUAACACACAGUACAUCACUGAACACUGGGAGCAGCAAAAAAUUACAUUUUUACACAACAGCUGAGGGCAUGAGAUUCAAUUCCACAAUUCCACAUCUGUGUUUAACUCCAGCAAAACAAUUUCACAGAGCUCAACUGCUGUCUGACAACCAGCAGCUAAAAUAUGGCAACCUGUAUGGGAAUAGAAGUCUUUAUAUUCUGUAUCAAUGCAAUUCUAUCCUGUAUGGAAAUAGAAGUAUUUACAUUCAAUUAAUUAAAUAUUAAAAGGAUGGAUUGAGGCUUUUCGUGCCAUCGUGAUUACUUUGUUUGCAUUUAUAGACAAAAAUGAAAAUUAUAGUAUAUCCCCUAAGUGUUAAUCCAUUUACUUUAUUGUUGAUUGUCAUAUCAGAGAGAGAAAGAUUGUAAGUUUGUGUUCAGAGUGUGUCGAGCCUGUAAGUUUUGUUUUGUUUAUGUCAGUUGAUAGAUUUGUUCGUGCUUGACCCAUGCCUGAUAUUGACUAUGAUUACAGACUCUGAUUUUGACUUGUUAGCCAUAUAUUUUUAUAAUAGGCUUUUUAUUCAAAACGUGCCAACAUAUUGUGACAAGGUAUGUAGGGGGAUCGACGCCAUUUAUUUUGAAUAUCUUUAUUAUAUUGUUUUUUGCUUUGUUUUUUGAGGGAGUUAGGUAAGAAAUGAUUGUAUUUUAUUUUCUUUCAUUUUGGUUUAAGUAAGAAAGAGGUAUUUUGAGGAAGAUUGUUUUGUUUAUUAUUUUGGCCUUGUCCUCCCCUGAAGCCUAAAUCCUUGUCUACUAGUGAAUAAAAGAUUGUGAAUUGUAA
This is a messenger RNA of Tachysurus vachellii, 2817 nucleotides long. RefSeq lists its product as uncharacterized. NCBI's taxonomy places the organism in Eukaryota, Metazoa, Chordata, Actinopteri, Siluriformes, Bagridae. The transcript is spliced from 3 exons. The coding region runs from base 316 to 1587 and encodes 423 amino acids. The record is from RefSeq and is a predicted model, not a curated record.